This is a messenger RNA of Condylostylus longicornis, 5734 nucleotides long. It is a transcript of the gene C3G, whose product is annotated as guanine nucleotide-releasing factor 2. The record is from RefSeq and is a predicted model, not a curated record. Bases 138 to 4082 code for a protein of 1314 amino acids. The transcript has 22 exons. Gene Ontology annotation, cellular component: plasma membrane. Gene Ontology annotation, molecular function: guanyl-nucleotide exchange factor activity. Lineage: Eukaryota; Metazoa; Arthropoda; Insecta; Diptera; Dolichopodidae. Gene Ontology annotation, biological process: positive regulation of GTPase activity; Ras protein signal transduction.
AAUUAAAUUCAACGAAAAGUAUCUUAAAUAAAAUAAAGUAAAAUGAUAUUUAUUAGAAAGUUAUAUAUACAUAUUUUUUUUUAAACUUAUCCAAAAAUGAUUGAGACAUGUUAAUUUAAUGAAAUAUCUACAGAAAGAUGACUUCAACGCACAAAUCAGAUAAUGUCAGUUCUCCUUCAACACCAGGGUCCUCAGGAAUUACUUCAGCUCACAAAAAUAGCUUAAAAAGCUCUAAAUUAGCUAGACGAGCAAGAUCCUUUAAAGAGAUGAAGGAUGGCCUUUUUGAAAAAAUUUCGCAAAUUCGGACUCCUACCAAUACUCUUGGAAGAUCACAUUCACCUUCUCAUAAGCGUAAUAGAGAAAAUAAGACUACUGAGGAAUCAAAACCGACUGAUGCUCUUGAUAGGCAUGUUCGUGAUAUUAAAAAUGCUUUGAAGCAUUUUAAAGAUGUUAUCUUAAAAAAGAAAUACGAGGUUUUGCCAGGCAAUGGUACAAUAAUAAUAGAGCUAGCUAAUAAUAUGUGCUUAGCUUUGCAGUCACAAAUUGAAAGUCAAACAUUGCAAUCAGCAUUAAACCAAGUAUAUUUAUCUUUAGCCAAAUUAUUAAAAUUAUGUGAUGAGAUUUUAGUAUGUGAAGAUGAAAAUGAUUGUGCUUCAUUAAAUGAUGAAAACGUAAAAGAAAUUGUUACAUUAUUUGAGAAUGCGGUGCAGAAUCUUUUCAAUGUUGCAAUAGAAAAAAUUCAAGACAAAGAAAACACUAACUCUACAUCAAAUACAUUAUGUAGACCGAGCAUUGAUAUUGCUGGUCAAAGGACAUCAUUGCCCGAUAUUCCUCUUACUCCAAAUGAACGAGACAUUUUACAAAAGUCUUGUUCGAAUCCUAUGAGAACAUCACAUAGCACCGAAAGCAUUUUAAGGGAUUCUAGUCCUCCACCAAAACCUCCUUUACCUGUAAGUCGGAAAACAAACCCUCCUCCGUUACCACCAAAAAGGCGAAUUAAUCAACGGAUGCAAAAUAUUCCAGUUGAGAAUGAUAACAAUACUGAUUCUGCAAUCCAUUUAGGAAUUGGUAUAGAUCAAUUGUCAUUAAGGUCUAAAUCGCCAGAUGAUAAUUCUAGUCUACUAAGUGCUAGUGCCGGUUCACUAGAUUCUGCACUUAAUCAUUCACGUGAAGAAGAUGAAUUAAAAGCAAUUGUGAUGGAAACAUCAUUUGAAGAUCAACAUUCAUUAGACAACGACUUCAACUUAGCAGCUUUUACAAGAAAUUCUAACAUAGUCAAUAAGAACGUGGAAAAAAAUAUUUCAUUUUUAGAAAAUAAUGAAAUCAAAGAUAACCGAAGAUCCAACGAAUCGGGUUUUAUGUCAGUACAAUCUUUACGAACAAGUACACAAAGUGGUGGUUCUUCAACGAAACGUUCAUCUGGUCAGAGUAAUCAGUCGCAAAAAUCAAACUCAUUAACACCGAAUAGCAUAGAUCCUUUAAGUAUAUCAGCAACAGCCAAUAAUAAUGAUACCAUAAAAUUUGAAACAUAUCAUCAAAAGGAAGAACAUCAAAAACAUGCAGCAAUAUUUAAUAGCAACAGUUGCGAUCAAAAUGUUUCACACAAACAUUUAUUACAACGACAAGAGUUAACUACCUGUAAUAAUACACUGACCUCAAGUACGAAGCAAUCAUUGACGUCAACAAUGAAAUCACAGCAAACUAUUUCAUCCUCGUCAUCAUCGACAACGUUUUCAACACUGAAUUUUUCACAAGAAGAAAUAUUAAGCAAUAAUUUAAAUGACAUUGAUACUUUAAUUGACUUUCAAACACAGAAAUGUAACCUACCAGGUAAAACUACUAACAUUUGUUUAAAUACAUUAACACGAAAUGGCAAACCACAAGGCAAUGAAAACGUUGAGAAGAAAAUUAACCCAACGAAAAAUACAUCGACAGUAAUGUCAAAUACUCAAACAUGUUUGGGUAAUGAUAUUAAUAAAUUAGGGGAAAUGGAUGAAGUCGAUAAUUUACGUUCAAUAUCACCUUUGUCACCGCCAGCAUUACCAGCAAAAACCAGAAAUAAACGGGAUAAUACAUUUUUUCAGUUUGAAAAGAGGGAUGACGAUUUAGGGCUUGCUCAAACGGAUUUCAUAGGUUUGCGUAGUACAUCAACUUCAAAUUUUAUUGAGACAAGACAUCAAAGUUUAAUUGAUCACAGAUGGGGAGAUAUACCUCCACCUUUACCAGCAAAGAAAAAACACAUGUUUCAAAGUGUGGCUUACUCGGUUAUUGCAUAUAUGGAAAUUUGUUCAGCAUCAUCACGUUCAUCAACGGAUGCAUUACGUCAUUCAGUUCAUACUUAUAAUAUAAGUUCAAAUUCUUCAGAUUCAUUUUCACCAAAUCGUAGUAUAAUUCACAGUCAAACAAUGAAUUUGCAGAAUGUUAGACAUCAGUUAUCACAAAAUUCAGUAUCAUCAUUCGACAAUGAUGAGAAACCACCGGCAUUACCACCAAAAAGGCAACCAAAAUCUAAUAAUUGUAGAACACCAACUAUUAUAACAACACCACCUGAGAGUCCGAAACCAGGCUUUUUUAAUGACAAUAUCGCAAGCGGUAACGUUAUUAAUAGUUGUACCAUAGGCAAUGAUAUUGCAAGAAAUAAAAAAGCGACCAAUCAAAUAGUCGAAAUGUCGACUGUUACCGAAGAAACUAGUGAAAAUUUAAUAGAUGAUCAAAAACAGAAAAAUAAUCAGAAUCAAACAAAUUUAGGCCUUACUGAAUGUAAUGAUGACGAUGAUGACGAAGUUGUUUUACGGAACAACGAAAAUUUAACCCCAGAAAAAUUGGUACCAUCGCCUAAAAUUAAAGUAGACCCAGGCGUGAAUCUAAUGGAAGAAAUUGAUGUCUCAGAUUAUUUAAUUUUUAAAAAGGAAGGUGAAGAUGGUCCAGAUGUUAAAGGAGGCUAUUUAGAUGCCUUAAUUGUAUAUGCAACUAAAUUACAUAAAAACAACGAAAACGAUGAAGAAUGUGAUGAAUUCGGCGAAGCAUUUAUAACAACAUUUCGAACUUUUAUUCGACCAGUCGAAUUAAUACGAAAGCUGAUAAAUCGUUAUAAUGUUUUCAUAUGUGAAGCACAAAAGAAAAAGGUAGCACGGGAAACAUAUUCUUUAUUGUACCGUGUAGUUAAUGAUUUAACGGCGUCUGAUAUUGAUCCGCAUUUAUAUUCUAUAUUAAUGGAGUUUGUAUAUUGCUUAGUUAGCACUGGAGAAUUGCCCGAUGCAAAAGUAAUAAGAAACAAAAUUGUUGACAAAAUAAAAUUGUAUAAGGAGCUUAAGUAUGGUAGCAGUUUAUAUGAGCCACAAAGAAAUAUUGUAACGAAUCAACCAACUUUGUUAGAUUUGAAAUCAAAUGAAAUUGCGGAGCAAAUGACACUGCUAGAUGCUGAGCUGUUCCAAAAGAUUGAAAUACCCGAGGUAUUAUUAUUUGCCAAAGAUCAAUGCGAUGAAAAGACGCCAAAUUUAAAUAAAUUUACAGAACACUUUAAUAAAAUGUCAUAUUGGGCUAGGUCACAAAUAUUAAAGCAAGAUGACGCAAAAGAUCGCGAAAAAUAUGUUAUAAAAUUUAUUAAAAUUAUGAAGCAUUUACGUAAAAUAAAUAACUAUAAUUCAUAUUUAGCGUUAUUAUCAGCAUUAGAUUCUGGGCCUAUUCGAAGACUGGAAUGGCAUAAGACAAUUACUGAAGGACUGAAAGAAUAUUGUGCACUUAUAGACUCUAGUUCGAGUUUUAGAAUUUAUAGACAGGCAUUGGGAGAUACAACACCACCUUGCAUUCCUUACAUUGGAUUAGUAUUACAAGAUUUAACAUUUGUUCACGUUGGUAACCCAGACUAUUUAAAAAACGGAGUUAUAAAUUUUUCUAAAAGAUGGCAACAAUAUUUCAUUAUUGUUAAUAUGAAAAGAUUUAAAUCAUGCUCAUAUUUAUAUAAAAGGAACGAAAAAAUAAUACAAUUUUUUGAAAAUUUUGAAAAUUUCCUCGGUGAAGAACAAAUGUGGCAGAUAUCAGAGAAUAUUAAACCUCGGGGCAGAAGACCAAAUAAUAAUUAAAAUAAUAUAUUUCCUUUUAUUGUUUGAUUACUUUGAAAAGUUUAAUAAAAUAUAUAACACAAUGAACGAAUCCCCAUUGAAUGGUGCAAUGAUAUUAUACAGAUAAUUUUGAAUUUAUAAAAUUACAAAGAAAAUUUUAAAAGGUGCUGCUGUAUUAAUUUAUAAGUUUUAAAUUUAUUUUUAAACGUAAUAUUUUAAAAAAAAAAUUGUAUUCAUUGUAUAUAUUAUUUUAUGUUUUGGGGAUUUUUAUAAUUUUAUUUAAAUUAAACUAUUUAAAUAAUAUAAACGUAUAAAAAAUAAUUUAUUGAGUAAAAUUCCAUAAAUAUAUAUAAAUUAAGUGUAGUAAUUAAUUUAAAAAUAAAAAAAUGUAAUGGUAUAAAAUGCCAAAUGAAUAAAGAUUAACAUCAAAAAGAUAAACAUCAAAUAUAGCUCAAAACUUAGCACAACAUUUUUAAUAACAUAGAUAUCGUGAAAAAUAAGAUGAUUGUGUUGUGCCAAUUUGAAUUCGGCUUAAAGAGUAAUCAAAAAUUUACAAAAUUCUAAAAUUUACGAAACAUUGUUUGGAAUCUUUUUCGCCAUUGAAUUUUUUGUUUGUUAUCACAAAACUAAGAAUAGAGUGUAAUUUACUUUUUUCCGAAAAGUAAAUUAAUAGUGCACCCGAAAUACUAAACGAUGUACAUAUUGAUCAGUGAUUAUGAUGAAAUAUGAGGAUAUAUGUAUCGGGAAUUGUUUUAAACAAUUUCAGUUUUCUCACUGCGGACUUUUUCUUAAGUGAAGUUUGUUCGUUUGUUAAUUUAACUAAGAACCUUUGUGUGAGCUAUUUACGAAGUGAAUAUUGGCUUACAUAAUAUACUGCCCGUUAUCAUAGGAUUAAUGCUAAAGUCUUGUUUUACUUUUUCAGUUAUUUUUUCCAUUUAUCAGAUUUAAAGUGAAAAGUAAAUAUUUCUUUUAAAGAAUCUACUAAAUUUGUAAUUGAAUUCUGUAUUUUUUUUGUAAAAAGCCGCUUUUAACUUAAAACUAAAUUGUUAAAAAUUUGUGAUGCUCUCUUAUUUUUUGUUCACACGAGAAUUAAAGAAAGCAGAUACAGAAUGAGAUCUUUAAUUUUUGUAUUAAAUGCGCAAUGCUUAUUUUAGUACAUAUUGUGUUUUUUUAUUGGUUUAUGACAUGAAAUUUGCUUUUAUUAAAGAAUUUAUAAGUUGCACAAUUAAUCGAAUCAAGAUACACAAAAAGUUAAUUUCCCGAUCCGUAAAAUACAUUGUAUGUAAUUAUGUAUGUAUAUAAUUUAAUGUUUUACAUAUUUUGUUUGAAAAACAUAUUUAUCAGGUAUAUCAAAUAUAUGCAAUAUAUUAUAACUAAUAAUGAUAUCAUAUUAUGUUGUGUAAAAAAAAAGUUUUUACAAAUAAAUUUUGCAGUAGCAACUAAAAUGAGAUGAAAGAAUUUAAUAUAAUUUUAAAAAAAGGAGAUAACGUUGUGAAAAACGCAAAAAUAAAGUGAAAUUCAAAUAAAACUUAUGUAUUUUAUGAAUAAUGUAUUGAAAUAAUACAAAGGAAAAGUUUACAAUAUUAAUAUAUUCGCAAAUAAUAUUAGCAAUAUAAUGUAUACAUAUUAAUAUCUUUAUUUUAGUAUAUGUCGCUUUUAGCUUUUAGAAUAGG